Vitis vinifera (wine grape) is the source of this 3429-nucleotide messenger RNA. RefSeq names its product disease resistance protein RPS5-like. The record is from RefSeq and is a predicted model, not a curated record. NCBI's taxonomy places the organism in Eukaryota, Viridiplantae, Streptophyta, Magnoliopsida, Vitales, Vitaceae. The transcript has 2 exons. The coding region runs from base 172 to 3111 and encodes 979 amino acids. Gene Ontology annotation, molecular function: ADP binding.
UGCUUUUUUAUUUGCUGGGAUGGGGAUUGUGGGCACUUCGGCAUUUUUCACCCACCCAGAGAUUUAAAUCCAUAGAAGGGACAUUGAGAUUUGGUCUGAGUUGGAGGUUCUUUCCUUUGAGUUAGGAUUUCUCAUCAGCAUCUCUCUAUUUCCAUUUCUUCAAUCAGAAGGAUGGCCUUAGAAGCAGCAGCUGGAGCAGCAGUGGAAACAACAGUGACUGAGGUAUAUAGAGAUGGGCGAAGCUUAUUAAUUUGGUCUGGUCGUAAAUUUGGUUAUCGGAAGAAUCUAAAAAGAAACCAUGAAGAUUUAAUGCAGAAAGCUAGAGAGCUUUGGGAACUGAGAAAUGGCAUAAGGGAAGGAAUAAGCCAAAAUAGAAUCAGGCCAGACACAACAGAAUGGAUGGCUAACGUGGAGAUGAAUGAAAGUGAAGUGAUAGAACUAGACACCAAAUACAAUGAUAGAAAAAAUCACCCAUGGAAAUUGUUUCGUUUUGGGAAGGGUGCUAGUCUUAGCAAAGACAUGGCUGAGAAGUACAAGCAAGUUCUUAGUCUUUGGGAAGAGGGAAAACGUAAAAGAGGAGUGUUGGAUGCGGAACUGCCAAAGCGUGUCGUGGGAAUAUGUCCAGCCAAAAUAGAAUAUAAAUCACCACUGCACAAACAUGUAGAAGGAGCAGUGCAUUUUCUAGAGGAUCCUGAAAUAAAAAGAAUAGGAAUCUGGGGAAUGGUGGGAACCGGGAAGACCACAAUAAUUGAAAACUUGAACACUCAUGACAAUAUUAACAAAAUGUUUGAUAUUGUCAUUCGGGUAACUGUCCCAAAGGAGUGGAGCGAGGUAGGGUUGCAACAGAAAAUCAUGCGUCGGCUAAAUUUGAAUAUGGGAGGCCCUACUGACAUUGAGGAAAAUACACAGAUAAUAUUCGAAGAGUUGAAGAAAAAGAAGUGUUUGAUUCUUUUAGAUGAAGUUUGUCAUCCUAUUGAGUUAAAAAAUGUAAUUGGAAUCCAUGGCAUCCAAGACUGCAAGGUGGUGUUGGCAAGUAGAGACCUAGGCAUUUGUAGGGAGAUGGAUGUUGAUGAGACAAUCAAUGUGAAACCAUUGUCAUCAGAUGAAGCUUUCAACAUGUUCAAGGAAAAAGUAGGCGAGUUUAUUUAUAGCACCCCAAGAGUUUUACAAGUGGGCCAGCUGGUGGUUAGAGAGUGUGGGGGUUUGCCACUACUGAUAGACAAAUUUGCAAAAACCUUCAAAAGGAUGGGGGGGAAUGUUCAGCAUUGGAGGGAUGCACAGGGAAGUUUGCGAAAUUCGAUGAAUAAAGAAGGAAUGGAUGCAGUACUUGAACGUCUCGAGUUUUGCUAUAAUAGUUUGGAUAGUGAUGCAAAGAAGGAUUGUUUUCUGUAUUGUGCAUUAUAUUCUGAAGAAUGUGAGAUUUAUAUACGUUGUUUGGUAGAAUAUUGGAGAGUAGAAGGUUUUAUUGAUAAUAAUGGGCAUGAAAUAUUGAGUCAUCUUAUCAAUGUCUCAUUGUUAGAGAGCAGUGGGAACAAGAAAAACGUUAAGAUGAACAAAGUGCUUCGGGAAAUGGCCUUAAAAAUAUUAUCAGAAACUGAACAUUUGAGAUUUUUGGCAAAGCCCCGUGAGGGGUUGCAUGAGCCGCCAAAUCCUGAAGAAUGGCAACAAGCAAGUCGCAUCUCUUUGAUGGAUAACGAACUGCACAGUUUACCAGAAACUCCAGACUGUCGUGAUCUUGUAACAUUGUUACUUCAAAGGUAUAAGAACUUGGUUGCCAUUCCUGAGUUAUUCUUUACAUCAAUGUGUUGUCUUCGAGUUCUGGAUUUGCAUGGCACUGGCAUCAAAUCAUUACCUUCAUCUCUAUGCAACUUGAUUGUUCUUAGAGGGCUUUAUCUGAAUUCCUGCAACCAUUUGGUAGGACUACCAACUGACAUAGAAGCACUUAAGCAACUUGAGGUGCUUGAUAUCCGAGGGACUAAACUCAAUUUAUGUCAAAUUAGAACUUUAGCCUGGUUGAAGUUCUUACGAAUAUCAUUGUCUAAUUUUGGCAAGGGAAGCCAUACACAGAAUCAAUCAGGAUAUGUUUCAAGCUUUGUUUCCUUGGAAGAGUUCCGUAUUGACAUUGAUUCGUCCUUGCAAUGGUGUGCUGGGAACGGAAAUAUUAUUACGGAGGAGGUGGCUACCUUGAAAAAGUUGACUUCUCUUCAAUUUUGCUUCCCAACAGUGCAGUGCCUUGAGAUCUUUAUCAGGAACAGCUCAGCAUGGAAAGAUUUCUUUAACGGGACCAGCCCAGCAAGGGAAGAUCUCUCUUUCACAUUCCAAUUUGCUGUUGGCUAUCAUAGCUUAACCUGCUUUCAAAUUCUUGAGUCUUUUGAUGAUCCAAGCUACAAUUGUCUGGAAGUCAUCAAUGGCGAAGGCAUGAAUCCUGUAAUCUUGAAGGUACUUGCAAAAACUCAUGCAUUUAGACUAAUUAACCACAAGGGAGUUUCAAGGCUAUCAGAUUUUGGUAUCGAGAACAUGAAUGAUCUCUUUAUUUGUUCAAUUGAAGGAUGCAAUGAAAUUGAAACCAUCAUCAAUGGUACUGGAAUAACAAAAGGCGUAUUGGAAUACUUGCGACAUUUGCAGGUAAACAAUGUCUUGGAAUUGGAGAGCAUUUGGCAGGGCCCUGUUCAUGCUGGAAGUUUGACUCGUCUCAGGACUCUAACCUUAGUUAAAUGUCCACAGCUGAAGAGGAUAUUCUCUAAUGGCAUGAUUCAGCAGCUUUCUAAGCUGGAGGACUUGAGAGUUGAAGAAUGUGACCAAAUUGAAGAGAUAAUAAUGGAAUCGGAGAACAAUGGGUUAGAAUCCAACCAGCUUCCAAGACUGAAGACCCUAACACUCCUUAAUCUCAAAACACUGACAAGCAUUUGGGGUGGUGAUCCACUGGAGUGGCGAUCUUUACAAGUGAUUGAAAUAUCUAAGUGUCCCAAGUUGAAGAGAUUGCCUUUCAACAAUGACAAUGCAACCAAAUUGAGAAGCAUCAAAGGCCAGCGGGAGUGGUGGGAAGCACUAGAAUGGAAAGACGAUGCUGCCAUUGAACAGAGACUAGAGUCUCUUUGCAUCUUAAACUAGCUCCUCGGAUUUCUGUGCAGCAGUGUCAUUUUAAAGCUGAUUGCGAUGGAUGCUGCCUGAGCCUAAGGUUUGUGUGUGGGAUUCAAAAACUGGGCCAUGUAUUUGUUUAAUUAAUAUAUCCUCUCUUGUUUGAACAUAUCUGUCCAAAACUUGCUACCGAGGUUUGUAUUUGUUUGAGAUUUGCUUUCUUGGUUUUUAUUUGUUUGAGACUAGUUGUGUGAGAUGUGCUACUUCGGGUUGUAUUUUUUUCGAGUCUAAGAUUUGUUUAUAUAUCCAUGCAUAUUGAGUGUAUUUUUAGCUGCCAAAAGGUAAAUCUUA